GAAGAAAACCUACGAGUUUGUGAGAAAAAAGCAGAUUUAUCUCAAUUUAUGAGAACACCUAUAAAGCUUCGAUCUAAACCUAAUUCAAAAAAUUCCGAAUUUUCAAACCUUCAUCCUCUCUUUCCUCAACUCAGAAUAAAAAAGUACAAAUUUAAAA
Messenger RNA from Racocetra persica, 157 nucleotides. The record is from the annotation of a GenBank genome assembly. NCBI's taxonomy places the organism in Eukaryota, Fungi, Glomeromycota, Glomeromycetes, Diversisporales, Gigasporaceae.